This is a messenger RNA of Oryctolagus cuniculus (rabbit), 4787 nucleotides long. Lineage: Eukaryota; Metazoa; Chordata; Mammalia; Lagomorpha; Leporidae. The record is from RefSeq and is a predicted model, not a curated record.
AUGGAGCUGAGGGGUGUGAGUGUGUGUGCAGUGCCUGGGACUGGGGCUGGGGCUCACGGCCAGGGCAGAGCACACAGGAAGGAGGAGAGAGCUUCCUGGAGGGUGGGGCCACCUGGGUCCUGCCCUACACCCGGGAGCACGGAAGACCCUGUGCCCAGAGUCGCCGCCCGCCUGCAGCAUCCCAAGGGUGCCAGAGCAGCUGCAGCCCCUGAGCAGAGGAGCCCAGGAGAAGCAAGGAGGGCUCCCAGUGGCCAGCUUUUCCUAGAAGAGCCUUGGAGUGACUGCGAUCAAGCCUUAGAUGUUGGAGUGCCGGUGGAUCCUCGUGUCGUGUCCCGACGAGACCUUCUGGGGCUGGCAGGAUCUCUCAUGUCUAGACCCAGGCCUGGUGGUUCUCUCAGGGUCUUCUUCAAAUUAUGGAAGAAGCCAGAGCAGCUCAGUGCCCGGCGUGUCUACCACCCCAGCAUGGUGCUUGUCAGCUGGGCGUUGGACAUGUGCCAGGGAGCAAGCCCACUUGGGAUGCGGAGUCUGUGGGCCGCACCCUCACGGAGCCGCAUUGUGGACCGCCCAAUGCGGGGCUUCACGUGUGACCCUGCCUGUAGUGGAAGCCACAUCUUCCCACCCUGCAGCUGGUCAGAAGACCCCCUCAGCUCCAGAGGCCUAGGAUAAGCUCUCAGUUCUACUCCUGGCUGCACCGGUGACUUGGGCUCUGCCCAUGAACAAGCCCUUCUCACCCUUGCUUAUCCUUUAGUUUCUAAGGUUCAAAAGUCUCACAGCCACCUGAGCAGAUCCUGGAACCAACCUUAACUCACGGGCUCAGGCCUCCUCCCUACAUCUGUAAAAUGAAGGCCUCGUCUGGAUGGUCUCUAAGCGCUCUCAUCCUGUGGUUCCGUGAUCUGUAACUGAUCACAGGGACCAAGCGCCUUGUGGUCUGGGAAGCACCACUGCCUGGAGUGUCCCUGGCAGUGCCAAUAUGGCAGGGCUGCAUGGGAGCACUUCCGGUCAGAAGUGCAUUUGGGACCAUGGGUUGGGAGAUCCGUGGAGCUCAUGUUUCACUAGGCUCCCUCAGUUUGCCUUUCUGAGUUGUAGGAGUCCUACUCUAGGCUGGUAGACAAAGGGCUAAGACAAGAGACACCAAGGAGAGCAUCUCCCUCUCCCUUCUCCCUGCUUCUCCCCCUCCCCCUUGCUUCCCCUCCCCCUCUUCCCCACCCCUCUCCUUCCGUCUUCCCUCUCUCCUUCCUUCCUUCUUGCCUGCCUUCCUUCCUCCCUCCCUCCUCUCCCUUUCUUCCUCCCUCCCUCCCUUCCUUCCUUCUUCCUCUUCAGCACCACUUCUGACUGCCCUCUCCCUCUCUUACCUCCUGUGCUUAUUUUCACCCAGGGUCUCUUUGAGGCCAUGGCUGCCCACUCUCCCUACGAUACCUCUUUGCUGAGUGCCUCUUUUCUGAUGGGCACAGUGGUCUUCCUGCAUACGCUCAGCUUCAUCAUCCUUUUUCUGAACUUCUGCCACCAGAUAAACUUGAGAGGCAAGCUGGAGAAGCCAGCCCAAGGGGCAGGACCCAGGAUUACAGCUUGCAGAGCUGUCCCUACAGAGUUGGGCAGAUGGCAGAACCCUGCAUUUCAUCCUAAGAAGGGAGAAGGAGGGAGGAGGAGGAGGAUGCCUCCUCUCCAGAGUUCAGGAGGAAAAACACAGACCCAGCUUCCUGGACUUAUUUCUGUUUGUGCCUUUAUCACACAAAUUUGUCUUUGUGCAUCUCUUUCUCUGGUAGAGGCAAACCUCUCAUUGGAGGGACUGUCUUAUUCCCAGUGCUCCCCACACCUGGCACAGUGUCUCAGUACACGUGCAUUUGGGUCCAAGACUUCCAGUGGGAGUGCAAGAAGUCAAGACUGGCUUGAUAUCUAACCUCACAAUGGGAAACCUGGAGACUACCCCAGAGUCACCAUGAGUCUGUUUGACUUCCCGCAAGGUUGUGUAAAUAGUUCCCCUGAAUAUCUUUUCUGUCUGCUCACUACUGCCUGCCUUUGUAUUUAUAUAGUUGAAUGCUUCUGUGUGCGUAUGGGCAGAGGGAGAAAGAAGACGAUGUGUCUGAUUGCUUAUUCUUGCAAAUACACGUGCAUGUUUCUAUUUGUGUUUCUCUCUGUGGUGUUUGCUUGUCUCUUCUGUAUAUCUCUGGAAAAUAAAAGCUACUGAGCUCAAUGAUUUGCUGAUCCUAACAGAAGACACAGAAUCACUGAAAAAUUCCUGAAUUCUGCUUGGAGCCCCCAAAGAGGGAUAGGAAAGGAGGGAAGAUGGGGUAAGAUGGGUGUGGCCAAUCUCCUCAUGGACCCUGAAGCACAGCAAAGGAGACUAUGUGGCUGAGAGCUUGCAGUCCAGCAAAACAAGCACCUGCUGAGCUGUUUUUUCCCUAGAACUGGGUGGGUUUCUGAACAGCUUGCCUGGGCGAUCUCUCUCUCUCUUUCUCUCUCUUUCUCUCUCUCUCAUUGUGCUUCUUUUUCAUAGUUUCUGCCCUUAGCUCUUUUAAAGCCCUAGGUGAUUUCUUGUUUUGCGAUGCUCGGCAGUCAGGAAGGUGAAGGCACUGUGGAGGGCUGUCCGUGCAUUUUGGGGAGUAUCUACCCACUGGGCACUCUGGAUAAUCGACUCAAGUCCAGGCACGACUGCAUCCUGCAGACAGAACCUCAGAGAAAAGUUCUUGUCAGUUGUACAGGAUGUGAGCACAUUCCACACACUUUCCAAGCACAGGUUGGGCACCUUAUGAGGACGGGGGCGGGGGGGGGCACCUAUUUUAAGACAAUUUUAUUUUAAACACAAAGGAGUAUGGUCUGUUCUGCAGUGUAGCAGCCGGGACAGGGGAAAACUUAGUCAUUCUAGAGUUCAGAGGUAAUAUCGGCCUGGUUCCACGUGGCUUCCUCUGCUUGGCUGAGCAGCGUAGGGGAAGGGGUAAACCUCGAGACACAUCUGAAUGAGCUGGGACUUGGGCUGGGGACAGCCUGCUGUGCGGCUUGUCAGCGAGGUGCUUUGGGGAAGUUCCACAUUGCCACGACUUCUGAGUCAAAGGCUCUUUGUAAAUGUUGCUUCUCAGUGCAGAGUGAAAAAUCAUAACAUGGCCAAACUCCUCACUAGUGCUGUCACAGUUCACCCGGAUGAACUGUUGAAGAUCCUGGAAAGGAGGGCUGACCAUAUAGCACAGCGAGGCCAAGCCCUGGUCUAGACAGUGCCCGUUUCUCACGACAGGGAGGGCAGCCAAGGGAAGCUGCCAUUGGCAGAAGGGAGGAGGCAGCCCCCUCUCUCACUGUGUCCCACAAGCGUCUCCCAGCUAGUUAGCGGUUUUGAAGAUUCAAGCCCUCGCAGUGGUCAGGGUUUAAGAUCUGUGUGUGAGAGUUUCAGGGAGUCAGCAAGGUGCUGCUUGCAGGGCCGUGUCGGGGGAGGAGGAGGGGAAAGAGGCCACGGAGACACAAGACCUUGACAUUGAGGACCCAGGAUUUUAGUGAGGGUGGGAAGGAAAGAAUGAAGAGAAGAGUUGUUCUGAAAAGAUCAGGGCUCGGUGGGCACCUGGUGCACGGGGUCGGGGGGCAUUUCACUUUCUGUGCAGGACGUCCACAUUCCAUUUUGGAAUGCUUGGUUCGAGUCCCGGCUUCGCUCCCAAUCCCAGCUGUCUGCUACUGCACACCCUGGGAAGGAGCAGGUGAUGACUCAGGCACAGGGGGUCCCUGCCACCCACAUGAGAGACCUGCGCUGCGUUCCAGGCCCCUGGCUUUGGCUGGCUGUGUGGGCAUUCGGGGGAGUGAACCUGCAGGUGGGAGAUCGCUGUCUGUGUCUCUGCCUUUCAAGCAAAAUACAAAUAAAUCUAUCUUUGCAAUGCCACCUGGAAGCAUGCUAACGGUGGAGACCCCCUGAGUGGGGAGAGGCAGCCCUGGAUUCUCAGCAUUGGAGAGCCCAGGCCCUGCCCCUGCCCUCCCCCUGGCUGGGACGGGGACACUGCCCAUCUUUGAUCACUGCCUUUUCACAGACAGAACUCAACACACAAGGCUCUUUCGGCUCUAGAAACGUGAGGGCCUCUCAAAGAUCUCACGGAAAAAUGGAAUUAAAAGAUAAUAUGAAUGGUCUAUGAAUUUUUGGAAGCCCCUUCGUACACAUUCAUGAAGCUGGAAUAAUAACAUAUGGUCACUAGAAACCCUUCUUUCAAAAAUACCUACUAAUUUAGCGAAGCAAUGUUAAAUAAGAAUGUAGGAAAAUCUGUUUUGAGGAGAACUAUGUAUAAAAUGUCAACACAAAAAUGUUAACAGUGACUGUCUCCAGAUGAUGAAAUUGUGACUAUUUUUAUAUUUUUUGUGUUUUUCCUGUUUACUACAAUGCUUAUUCUUUUUUUAAUAAUAAAACUACAGCAUGAUGAAUUCAAGAGGUCUGGGGCAUGCUAUGUUUCUGAGAAUUAUUGAGCUAUUGACUUGAUCUGCUCAUCUUGUCUUUAUCAGUGGUGUGGAUGAUGCAGUUGGUCCUACUGUUGAUAACACAGUUACUGAGGCCUUGCUGUCUCCGAGGCACUGAGCUGCUGUUAGAGAGCUGGGCGCAGACCAGCCUUGAUUUUCAUUAUAAGGACCAUGUGAAGACUUAAACAAGCAUGUGAGAAGUCACACCUUGAGACCCAGCCAUGGCUUCAGGGAAAAGUUAAAAGAAAGCCAGUGUUGGCCCAGUGUGGGCGCAGAAGAGGAUUUUGAACAAAGAUGGAAACUCAGGGUCAAAAAGUGAAAAUGGUGCUGGCCACCAUGACGACCUGAUUCCAAGCUUCCCACAGUGA